Molecule: messenger RNA, 3656 nt
Organism: Homarus americanus (American lobster)
Lineage: Eukaryota; Metazoa; Arthropoda; Malacostraca; Decapoda; Nephropidae
Product: major facilitator superfamily domain-containing protein 3-like
Exons: 7
Coding region: 329-1711 (460 amino acids)
Biological process (GO): transmembrane transport
Cellular component (GO): membrane
Molecular function (GO): transmembrane transporter activity
Source: RefSeq, a predicted model, not a curated record
AGUUAAGAUUAUGGAAGGAUUCUCGCCAAGGACUCGGGUAUAGGAGUGAAAGCAAACUCCAUUAUUGUUUCCUCCUGUUAUCUCUAUUGUCCGUCAUAGUAACUUAAUAUAAACGUGUGUUCUGGGGAUGGUGACUGACAACUUUAAUUUUCCUCCUGUUGUUACUGUUGGAAGUCUUGUCAGCUUAAUAUUGUUGUCAUAGAAGAAUGGGAUGAGAUGGUUACUCUGUUGAUUAAAGUUGAAGCUGCCAAUUGAUGUUUUCUCCUCUAAAUCACUACAAUACUGUACACAUCUCUGUAUCCCUCGAGGCUUCUACAGGUGGAAUAACAUGUCAUCAUUGAGACAAGUGAAGAACCUCCUGCCUCUUGCCUCUUUAGGAUGGCUGUACCUAGUCCAGGGGAUCCCCUAUGGCCUUCAGGAUAAAUUUAUUCCUGUCCAGCUUCGAUCACACGGCUUAAAGUAUUCAAGUGUGUCGCUGCUGAAGGUGCUGUUAGUGCCAUGGGUAGCCAAGGGGUUAUUGGCGCCCCUGGUGGAGGUGUGGGGUGGGAGGCGUCGCUGGCUUCUCAUCUCCCUCCUGGCUCUUGGGGUGUCUGCUUGUUCAGGUUCAUUCACGGCACCAGCCGAUGUGAUGGGGAUAGGAUGUAUGUUGCUGGCCCUGAACAUAUUCUCAGCCAUACAAGAUGUAGCAGUUGACGGCCUGGCUCUACAAGUACUCCCUGAUGAACAGCUUGGCCUAGGUAACACUGUGCAGGUAGUGUUGUACAAGGUGGGCAGCCUUAUAGGAGGGGCAGGACUCACCUACCUCUUAGCCUUUACAAGUUGGACUGUCACCUUCAUCAUGUUGGCUCUUGUAUAUUUCUUUACUGCUGCCUUUGCCUCUUGUCUGUCAGUGGAGAAAAAUAUCCCAGUGAGUCAACCUAGCCCAGAGAUCCAACGGGGAACUGCGACCAAACACACACAGUCACAAGAUCAACCUUUAUAUCAUAUUGAGGAACGUGCGCGUCACAAGCCAACGACAGAAACGUCUCUCCGAAGCCCGGGCGAAUCACGAGCUAAACAGAUACGUGAUAUUUUGAAGGAAGUCGUUCACACACCAGGAACAUUGUGGUUAAGUGUUUACGUUGUGUUGUAUAAGAUGGGUGAGAGAGGAGCCAUUAAUAACAUGCCAUUGUUUCUCCUGGACAAGGGAAUAUCCAAACAAACAUUAGCCUUUUGGAAUGGAACAGUGUGUCAGGGUCUCUCAAUACUGGGGUCAUUCUAUGGGGGAAUACUUUUAGCAAAACCAAAUGCUAAUGUUAAAACUUUAUUAAUACAAUAUUCUUUGUAUAGAUUAUUUGCUAUUAUGAUUCAUAGUUUUGUGGUAAUUGUUUUAGACGAGUUUGGUUUUCUAAAGAAUGUGUUUGUUUUGCAUCAACUAGGUGUAGGAGGUAUGUGUUUAUUAAGCUACAGCAGUGGAGUGGUAUCUACCGCUUCAUUCACCCUCAUGAUGCAGAUCAGUAGACAGUGCAGCAAGGAGACACAAGCCAGUCAUUAUAAUGCUCUCGCCUCCAUAGAGAUUGCUGGUAAGCUCAGUUUUGCAGCAUUUGCAGGAUGCAUUAUUGAUUUUGUUGGAAUGUCUUGGGCAUUUACAUUAUUCACAAUCCUGUGUACAUUUCCACUGUUGGUAUUGAAAGCAAUGCCUGAUCAGUUGUGUCAUUUAAAGAAAGAGUAGAAGUGCAGUAUUUUGUGUUUACUUAUUUUAAUACGGGGUAUAUCAUUUUUCUACUUACUAGCUUACAUUAUCGUCCAGUGUUAGUAUAGGAGGAAACACUAGUUAACGCUCCUCUCACGUGUGUCUCGGGUCAGGACUAGAACCCAUGACGUGUUGGUGAGUGAUACGUGUGUGUCGGCCAUACCACCAACACCCCUGUGUACCACCGCCUAGCACGGGUAUCCCUGGAGAAACUGAUGGGUUAGGUUCCCCCCAAAAAAACAUUCGUUAGGUGAAUUUUUGUACCAAAUAUAAAAACAUAUGGGAGAAAUAGGGUUUGUUUCCCCAUUGAAAAAAUACAGUACUUCAAUAUCAUGCCCCAAUAACAUGAAAUUGAUUCACAAACAAUAACAAAACUUGCCUAACUAAUGAUAAAUAGUACACAGCUACUCUAGUUUACUAUCUAACACAGGGAAAAAGUUUAUAAAGUACUGUUUAACUCUGGUAGAUUACCUUACGGGAGGGGGUAACAUGUGGGAUGAAUGGGAGGUUCUACCCGUCCUCAGUGACUGCCAGGCUAAGCAGUUGAUGUACAUCACUUCCACCAGAGGUUUGUGUGUGGAAGAAGCUAUUUGUUGUACAUAAAAUAAUAUACUAUACUCUACCAGUAAUUGUUAGGAAUAAAUAAAAGAAUAGAUAAAAAUACUGCAUUGCCAUCUGGAAAUCUUAUCACCAGCACGAGACAGCAGAGCUGUGAGAACAGCCCUCCCACUGCCUCUUGUGCUACCAAGCUCACAGCUUGGAUGGAGGCUAAGAUACCAACGCUACAUGGUAGCAGUAUGGCCACUUGAAAUUUUCUUGUUGUAUGGAUACACAGUAUAUCUUUAUUUUGACAAGGAGUUAUGAGGUUAAUCCUUGGUUAGUUAUUAUGCCUUUGACAUGAUAAAGAAAGAUGAAGUAGAGAAUGAGGAGAGUUAUAAAAUGAUAACCUCUGAGGAUAAUAACAUGUUUUAAAAAAGGCCAUUAGUAAUGAAGGCCCAUUAGGGAUAGUGUGAAUACAACACACCCUUAUAAUAGUAAGUCCUAAGUACACAAGGAGGCAGCAUGGCUGACACUACACUCCUUCCCUAACUUGUAAGUCGGGUACCCAUUUACAUCAGGAAUCAAACUACUGACUCUUAGAACAGGAGGCGAGUGCUGCAUCCACUUAGCCGCUGCACCUUUCUAUUAGUAAUGCUGGUUACCAAAUACUGUACUGUUUACCUUCCUGGAAACUUGUGAAUACUGUACAGGAAUACAGAAUUUGCAAAUGUGGCUUCCUAGAUUCAGUGGGAAAUGGGGUUAGGUUCCCAAGUGUGACUGAAUAUAGGGGAGAAGGUGACGCAGCACAGUUGAUGAGACUAAACUUUGAAAUAUUUUCACCAUACAUGGCUGACAUUCUUCCCGGUCCUUUAGAAAGUGCUAUGUUAGUGGAAAACUUGGACAUAGGUGUGAUAUGAUAAGUGUUUAAGAACAAUGAAUAAAGUGAGUAAAUUACAUUUACUGUAUACCUAGCUGUUCUUUCUUCUGCUUUUAUGAUAAUGAUAAAGACAAUGAAGAUGAUGAUGUUAAUGAUAAGGAAAUCGGAAUAUUGAUGAGAGAGAGAGAGACUGUUAUGAGCAAUGUUCCAUUUGUCUUUUUCAUAAGGACAACCAGGUGCUAUUUGCUCGUUUAAGCAAAUGUUUGUUGAAAUGUAAUACUUUUAGAGGAAGUACUACAGUGUACUGGACUGAUGCAUUACAGGAUGACCUAUCAGCUUCAAGUACUACAGAAAUAGUAUGGUAGCCUACCACUUACCUCAAUCUGUUGAAAACACUUCCUAACUGAACUAAAUAAAAGUCAUAUUAUGUGUUUAUGGUGACGUGAAUUGAAGAUCUGUGGACAUGUAAGAAGAAAUAAAUUUGACUAAUAAACCAGCACAAUUUUA